AUGGAAGUGGCCACAUUUAAUGGUAAUCAAUCUUUGGACAAUGAUACCACAUGGACCCAUUAUUAUUUCAAUCAACCCACAGAUAAUGACACUGCAUGGGGCCAUCACACGUUAUUCUACGUUUCACCAAAUCUUUUUCCAUUCCUUAAAGCUUUCUGCAUUCUUUGCUACAGUAUCACCUUUAUUGUCGGGAUUGUAGGAAAUUGCUUAGUCAUCUGGAUUGCUGGAUUCAAGAUGAAGACCGUCAAUGCGUUGUGGUUCCUCAACCUGGCGAUGGCUGACUUGAUGUGUUCUUCUUUCCUACCCGUUCGGAUUGCAGAGUGGGCUUUGUUCAACUUAUUUUAUUAUCCCCAGGAGCUGUGUCUUGUUAGCUCCAUUGUAUUGGUUCUUAGCAUGUGCAGCAGUGUCUACUUCCUAACAGUCAUCAGUGUUGAUCGUUGUGUGUCUGCAAUGUGGCCGAUGUGGACAAGAAUACACAGAACACUCAACAUGGCCCGUGUGGUAUCGGUGAUUACUUGGGUGGUUGCUUUCCUUCUCAGCACUCCCAUUGGCACUUAUUAUUUCGAAAUCGAUUUUUCAGACUGUGCUCCAAAGAACGCUCAAUUGGCCUUCGCUAAGGAUCGCCUCGUAAAAAGUUUACGAUUUAUCAGACUUGCUUUUAUGUUUGUGUUACCUUUUGCCAUUAUUCUUAUUUCUUAUGGUCUCAUUUUUUAUAGGCUGAAGAAACUGAUAAAAAUAAGAUCUCGUCAGUCUUAUCGGAUGGUGAUCACUGUCGUGGUCUGUUUCUUCAUCUGUUGGUUUCCAUAUUAUACUUGGCCAUUCAUCUACAUUGGUCAUGAUAACUCCCAAUUAGAUAAUCUGAUAAACGAAAUUGCGAUAUGUCUGGCUUACUUUAACAGUUGCAUCAACCCUGUUCUUUAUGUGUCGUUUUCCCGAGACUUUAAGGACAACUUUUUUAAGUCCAUCCCAGCUAGGAUGGAGACAGCCUUUUCUGAUAGGUGCGAACUUCGGACUGGUGAAGAUAUUGGCUCAGAAACUGUUCAAAUUGACCUAAGAAGCAUAUGA
Rana temporaria (common frog) is the source of this 1065-nucleotide messenger RNA. Its product is annotated as C3a anaphylatoxin chemotactic receptor-like. Gene Ontology annotation, cellular component: plasma membrane. Gene Ontology annotation, molecular function: complement receptor activity; N-formyl peptide receptor activity. Bases 1 to 1065 code for a protein of 354 amino acids. The record is from RefSeq and is a predicted model, not a curated record. Gene Ontology annotation, biological process: positive regulation of cytosolic calcium ion concentration; phospholipase C-activating G protein-coupled receptor signaling pathway; inflammatory response. The transcript has a single exon. Lineage: Eukaryota; Metazoa; Chordata; Amphibia; Anura; Ranidae.